UCUUUCAGCGACUUCCGGUGCGCGAGCUAUCCUGCGAUAUACGUACUUAUUCGACAAUCCGAGAAUUUCAAAGAUUAUUAUAUUUUAAUAGAGUUGUGAAUUUCGUUCUUAGUUAUAGUAAGUGCAAAAUCAUUAGUGUUGACCGGGAAAGUAUAAGUCUUUCCGCUUUCAGCGGCCGUUUCGCUUAUUUAGCGACCUUUUCAUUGGGCUCUUUGUGCCUCGGCCGUUUGGUCGGCCAUAUUGAUACACCGAAAGUCUUUCUCUGGAAAGAACUUUUAUACAUCCUACAUUUAGGACCCCUGUGACACCUAGAUCCGACUGUGUGUUUGUCAAAAUGGAUUACGAGUCUGAUGACCCUAUUAACUCCUCUCUUCCUGACAAUAAUAACUCAUUACCUACUGAUUCUGAGCCAGUCAAACCUGCAGAAUCAGUAGAAUCUCAGAUUCGCAGUAUAAUUCGGGCUAAAAGACCGAUGUCUUCUGACUCUUCUUAUGAGUCACUGCCAAAAGCGAUUAAAAAGCUAUCCAUUGAAAGGAUGGAUCCACGUAUAAACAAUAAAUAUACGCUUGAUUCCAAGCCGUCUUAUAUAGUUUACAUAGAGAAAAUCGCCGAUUCUCUCUUUUCUGCGGUGCAGAGCUCAGCCAGGGAUCAGGCUGUUACAAAUAAUUACUCGGUCGACCCUGGUAAUGGGAUAUCCGAUAAAACAUCCGACGCUAUGGAUUUCAAUAAUAAGGAUGUUCAAACGGACAAAGAUAAUAGUAAGGAAAAGAAAAAAUCGCCUCCAGGUAUUUACGGUAUCAUCGCCUUCGAGCUGCGACUCCUCCUCCUAGUAUUAUAUACAUGGGGAAAAGGUUUACUUUGGAACCAUUCAUUCAAAGAGUUGUGCGCUGUCAUAGAUGCCAAAGAUACGGACACAACAUAAAAAUUUGUCGCACUUCUGUCUCAAAUGCCAUAUGCCAGAGAUGUGGUAGGCUUAGUACGUCACACAAUGGAAAUACUUGUGACGAGGUCACUCCUUGCUGUAUCAACUGCAAGAGACAUAAGCUGGAUGAUACUGGACAUGAAACUUCUGAUAAUAAAUGUCCAGUUUUUUGUAAACAAAGAGAGAUCAAAAAACUAAUGGCUUACAAUAAUAUCACCCAAAAA
This is a messenger RNA of Formica exsecta, 1146 nucleotides long. RefSeq lists its product as uncharacterized. The transcript is spliced from 2 exons. The record is from RefSeq and is a predicted model, not a curated record. Lineage: Eukaryota; Metazoa; Arthropoda; Insecta; Hymenoptera; Formicidae. Bases 335 to 922 code for a protein of 195 amino acids.